AUGAAGCCCUUGACUCUCCUCAUCGCCGUCAUCGGUCUAUCAAUCAACCCCGUCUCAGCACAAUGCUACUUGUCCGGCCCCAAAUGGGAGAAUCGCACCGCUGCACGUGAGCACGCCGUCCAGGCUUGCAAAGGCAACGGCACCCACAUUGGCUUUUCCCAAUUCACGUUUGACUAUUACAAAGAUUACAACACGUGCAUUCAGUACUCUCCCACGCAGAGGAUUGUGUUCACUAUUUGCAACAUCGAUCUUGGCAUGCCCAAGACUCUUUUUGAGGAGACCUGCAUCAACAAUCUUCACGAUAUGAUCAAUCGCUGUGCUCGAGGCGGGACAGCACACAACCAAAUGUUUACUUUUAGAUCCGACCCAAAUAAGGGCAUCUGCAAAGAAUAUCACUACAUCACCAAUGAUGGGAUGUGGCAGGGUAAAAAAGAGGGUUAA
Fusarium mangiferae is the source of this 441-nucleotide messenger RNA. RefSeq lists its product as uncharacterized. Lineage: Eukaryota; Fungi; Ascomycota; Sordariomycetes; Hypocreales; Nectriaceae. The record is from RefSeq and is a predicted model, not a curated record. The transcript is spliced from 2 exons. Bases 1 to 441 code for a protein of 146 amino acids.